AUGGAGUCUAACUCCCUCUCUGUACUACAGCAAUUAACAGCCAAUCCUCAACUCCUUGGCCAAUUGCAGAAUCUCUUAGCACUAUUGUCUCCACGACAGGAUGGUACUUCCUCUAGUACUAAUACUACUAAUACUACAAAUAAUAUGAAUACUGUGAGUACCAACAGUAAUAAUAAUAAUAAUAAUAAUAAUCAUAAUCAUAUCAACACAGCUGCGGCCGCAACCAUAACGCCUGCAAGCAGCAGUUCCUCCACACUCUCCUCACCAUCCGUCACAACUGGUGGAUUUGUUUCUCCAGCACUCACUGCACUUCCCAACACGGCACGUACUCAACAUCAUCAUCAUCCACAUCCACAUCAACCAUUACAGGCACAGCAGCAACAACAUCAACAACAACAAAAAGAAUCUCAUCAUACGGUUCCUUCCAUCAGUCGUGGAUCUACACAAACACGAACCUCCGCUGCCCGAUCCGUACGGCAGAAUGAAAUGAAUAAUUCCCAUCAUGUGCCAAUAGAGAUGAAGGCACACGGUGGUGUAUCACUGCAGCGAUAUGAACAACUGGUCAGUCGUUGUCGUCAACUGGAAGAACAGUUAGAAGCGAAAACACGUGAAGUUGUGGAAACCACACCGCGUGUGGGGCAAUUAGAAAAGGAAGUAGCGCGACUCACACACCGUGUAGAGCAAUUAAUGGGUAUUGUAGAAGAACAGAAACGAGCGAUAGAGGAAAGUGAAGCCAAGUACAGUCUUGAACUGGCAGAGGUGAAACACAAUCACGAAUUAGAACUUCAAUCCAAGAUAUCUACAUAUGAUGAGGCACUGCGAAAGAUUGUGAGUGCACAACGUCUGGUAUCUGCGGCUAAACAAUAUGAACAAACUGUGAGAAGUAACACAGGUGGUAGCAGUAGUGCCGGUCGAUGGCUUUCCGUCACAUCCACACCUGUGAAUAGAAGUAUUUAUCUGCAGACGGGUAGUUCUGUUAAGCAGAAUGCCGCCACUCCACAGACAUUUUCACAUGAUAUGAACAACAGCAAAAAGAAGAAAAGUACUCUCACUCAUGAUGAUUACGGCGAUGAUGGAACCUUUAUUACUCGUAUGAUCUCCACCAAACGUGAGAGAGAAGAGACGCAUAGUACUUCUCCUCCUAUUCGCCGUAAACGACGUACACCACGCACGCCAAGUCUCACAGCCGCCGAUCGUGCAGCCGCUGCUGUUAGUACUGCUACUACUACUGCUAAUAGUAAACCAACGGCCACAUCGUACAGUAAACGAACAUCUUAUUCACUAAAAACAGAGAUGGACUCUCCACAUAUUCGCCCCACGGCGGUAUUCACAGAGGAGCGGCAUGCCGUGAAGGCCCGACAUCCAUCCAGUCUGACGGUAUCCCCCGGACCCGCCACAAGUACCAUCACUGAAGCCAUGGCCCGACAUCAUCAUCGCCAACAACAACAACAACAACAACAACAACAGCGGGAUGCUGUUAGUGUGAAGAGUGCGGAAUCUAGAUUUGUGGCCCACUACGGAACUCCACUGCCGCCACUGCCGGCCGCCACGAAUAUGACGACGAGUGUCACGGCCCUCAGCCGCACGCCCCGGCAGCGUGGGGAGCACCACGGCCAUCAUCUCCGCAGUGGAUUUCAGAGCGGGCAGCGCAGCGGGACCUCCUCCGUCGUUGGCGGACCAACGCGAUCGCCGUCGCCCGUUAAUCCCAAGCGCGGGGCGGACCAGCCGCGUUGUUUUGUGGUGACGAGUCUCAGCGAGGAGGAACGUGGACGCGUGCGGGCCGCAGUGGCGGCUCUCGGGCAGAACGGCGUGGUGCUCGACAGUGAAUAUGAAGAUCCGCCGCCGUUCAGCGCAACUCACAUUGUUCUUCGUGGCCCGCCGCGUAGUAUGAAGGCCCUCUGCGGUGUUGUAGCCGCCAAGUGGCUUGUGCAGCCAGAGUACAUUUACGCCUCGCAUGAAGCGGGAUUUUGGCUGGAUGAAUACGACGAGGGCGGUCUGCGUUGUUUUCCACCACCACUGAAAUGUCAACGAUUUCUUCUCACAAUGCCAGACGGUGUGGUGAAGGAGAAACUACAGCAAGUCAUUGAGUACGGUGGGGGAGAAGUAGUGGGCGCCAACACUACUACUGCUGGUGGUAGUAGUAAUAAUAAGAACAACAGUACGCAUAAUGCUGCUGGUGGGGAUAACCGUGUGUUUGAUCAGGGAGUUGUGGUGAUUGCCUCCGGUGACGACCUCCUACGCUUCGCUACAAGAGUAGAGUGA
Molecule: messenger RNA, 2262 nt
Organism: Trypanosoma theileri
Lineage: Eukaryota; Euglenozoa; Kinetoplastea; Trypanosomatida; Trypanosomatidae
Exons: 1
Coding region: 1-2262 (753 amino acids)
Biological process (GO): regulation of transcription by RNA polymerase II
Cellular component (GO): nucleus; aryl hydrocarbon receptor complex
Molecular function (GO): nuclear receptor activity; transcription cis-regulatory region binding
Source: RefSeq, a predicted model, not a curated record